Molecule: messenger RNA, 3370 nt
Organism: Lethenteron reissneri (Far Eastern brook lamprey)
Lineage: Eukaryota; Metazoa; Chordata; Hyperoartia; Petromyzontiformes; Petromyzontidae
Gene: RHOJ
Product: ras homolog family member J
Biological process (GO): small GTPase-mediated signal transduction
Molecular function (GO): GTP binding; GTPase activity
Source: RefSeq, a predicted model, not a curated record
AGCUGGGGAAGGAACCCGGGGCCGGACUUGACUGAGGAGGGAGCACGGCUGCAGGGCGCGGUCUAGGGUCGCGGGGAGACUUUUUGUUGGAUUCGGGGAUACGGGAGACCCAGACGCGGGUUCAGCGGCGCGGGAGAUUCCUGAACUCUGACGGGAAGAGACGACGGCAGGAGCAUCAAAAAUCAUCAUGAGCAACAUUAACAUCAAUCAUCAUCAUCAUCAGCAGCAGCAUCUUCAGUGAGAUUGACACCAUUAUCAGCAGCAGUAUUAUCAGUAUUGAGAUCAUACUUAUCAUCAACAGCAUCAUCGUCAGCAGCAGCAUCAACAUUGUCAGUAGCGUUGUCAUCAGUAUCAUCAACGUCAGCAUUGAUAUCAGGAUCGAUAUCAGGAUCAGCACCAUGGACAGGGGCGCGCAGUUGUGUGCGCGUGGCACGGGCGGGGCGCGACAGUCACAGCCAUACAGAUAGUGACACACACACACGUGUACACACACAAAGACACGCGUGUACACACUCACACGUGUACACACACGGGCAUACACAUACGCAUACAUACACCUUAAUACGCACAUACACGCACUUGUAUACACAUACAUACGCAUGUAGAUAUACACACAUUCAUACAUGCACACUUAACUAUAUAGUAUACAAACACAGAUACGCAGACUGUGCAUACACACAAUACUAUACAUGUAAACACUCACACACAUAUACACAUGCACGGCUAUGAUACACAACACACAACAACCACCGUUCGCCACUCAGCAGCGAUGACAUCACCACGGCGCUAGUGCCAGGCUACGUGCACACAGAUACGCAAGCACGCGCGCGCUGCACAUGUAAACACACACACGCGCACGCGCGCGACUAGUUUACACUUGGCACACAAAGAACACCAUCAUCGGCUCCACUGGUGGCGCGCUGGCUCGAGCUGGGCGCAGGGUGGACACAGGGUGGAAGCGAGCCGCGGGCGAUGGACAUGCUCAAGUGCGUGGUGGUGGGAGACGGAGCCGUGGGCAAGACCUGUCUGCUCAUGAGCUACGCCAAUGACCAGUUCCCCGAGGAGUACGUGCCCACCGUAUUUGACCACUACGCAGUGAACGUGACGGUGGAGGGGGAGCAGUACCUGCUGGGACUCUUUGACACCGCUGGACAGGAGGACUUCGAGGGACUGCGUCCGCUCUCGUUCCCGCUCACGGACGUCUUCCUCGUGUGCUUCUCCGUGGUGAACCCGGCCUCCUUCACCAACGCGCGCGAUCUCUGGGUGCGCCAGCUGAGCGCGCGUCUCCCGCGCGUGCCCUUCCUGCUCGUGGGCACCCAGAUUGACCUCCGUGAUGACCCCAAGACGAUCGCGCGCCUGGGCCUCAUCAAGGAGAAGCCGAUCCCUUACGAGCAGGGCAUGAGGAUGGCCAAAGAGAUCGGCGCGCAUUGCUACCUGGAGUGCUCGGCGCUCACGCAGAAGGGCCUGAAGCCCGUGUUUGACGAAGCGAUCCUCGCCAUCCUGAGGCCGCGCCGCGCGUGCCGCCCCAAGCACAUCCACUCUCGAUACUGGCAGUGCUGCCUCAUCACGUGACCAGCCCCCCCCAAACCCCCCCCCCCCCCCGAGCAUUUAAAUCUCUUCCUGCUGCACCUCUCCGCUCCUUCCUGAUCCCCCGCGUCCCUUUGAUGUUCAUCUCUCCUGAUCUUUUAUCGCCCCUGCUCCCUCCCGCCUCUCCGAGCUCUCCUCUCGAGCCGCCCACCUGCUCCCUCUCUCCGUCAUCUCAGCUUCCUACGGCUCUCCGAAUUCAUGCUCCCCAAUGCUCCCAUGAGCCCCUAGGACUUCCACCCCCUCGCUCACACGACACUCACCGCAUCAAUCCCUGAUGCCCACCAUCAACACCACCAUGACCCCUCGCGUCACAUUGACCCCUUAAUCGCAUCUCUCUUCACACUGACCAUGGCCAUAACCCAAUCACAUCUCUCCUAAUCCUGCCCCCAUCACUCCCGUACCCGACCCCAUCACUCUUCCGUUGGCCCUGAAUUUAACCUUUACACCCCCCCCCCCCCCCCAAAAUCACCACACCCCACUCAUUAUCGCCCCCUGCCACGUGACCCAUCUCACACUCACACACCCCCACCCAACCCUUACCAGGUCCCGCUAAGAACCCCUGGAGCCCCCAAAUUUGACUAAUGACCCCUUGACUCCAACUCUCCAACACCACCUCGCCCACCCUCUCCCCUCAUGCGGCUUCUCGGGGGUUCACCCCCAGCCCAUUUCCCCACCGCCCCCCCCCCCUUCCCCUGUCUCACCCCCAACUGUCCCAGACCCCCGCUGUCCCCGCGGGGUUCCCCUCACACGCGAACCCUCAACCGGGGUCCGCCGACUCCUCGCCGCGCGUGAACAAAGAGCGGGUUACACGCGUGGCGUCACCAGGCGGCACGGACACUCGAGGUGCAUCGGCGACGGUCAUGAUGAUGGUUGAGAGGAUACCCUGAUGACGGUGGUGGUGGAGAUGAAUAUGAUGAGCUACCCUGAUAAAGAAAUGGGACGUGACGACGAGGGGCACGCCCGUCUGCGAGCAAUCCACCAACUCCAGCAAAGCCAUCAGAACAUGGAGCUCGGAGACACCACACGUAGAGAACUCGAUGAUGAUGAAAACGAUGAUGAUAUUCACACGUUAUCUGGUGAUGAUGUCUUGCACAAGGAAUCCUGGACAAUUGAGGAAUAAAUGAAUACAUGAUGGAGGGGAAGAUGGGGCUGGAGGGGAGAUCAUGGCGCAAGUGAGCCCACACCCUGGCAGUGACCUUGGAGAAACGAGAUCGUGGUGACCCUUUGGGUCAAUGACCCCUCGGGUCAAUUUCCGCUGGAGGUCAGUGACCUCUAGGUAUUUGAAAUCUGGAGCCUCGUGAACCUCUGUAGCUGAUGUUCAUUAAUUAGAACUCUGCGACCCUGGAGGAUACAGCCCCUAACGAGGAUCCGCGACGUCUCUCGUUGGGAGGUCCCCGACUGAGGUACGAGGGGGAUGGGAUCAGAGACUGAGGCGCAGACGGUGUCGCGAACUGGAGGCCCUGGGGCCCUGGAACGCCGCCUGCUCCAGUGACCCCACGGCCCUCGCACCCCAUACAUUGUCCCGUGACCUCGCAGCGGAUUUGAGACAAAUCUCGGAGUCUCGGCGGAGUUUCUGACUCGGAAGCACCCACUCGUAUUGCACAUCUCGUCCAUGUGAUGCUGGUUGUAUAAUGUUGAUGAUUGUGAUGAUGAUAUGUUGCUGAUGACUUUUGAUGGUAAUGAUUUUGAUGGCGGUAUUUUGAUGAUUUUAAUGACGAUGAAGUUGAUGAUGUUGAUGGAGCCAGAGGGCAGAUGGGAUCAAUAAAGGCGUGGAUUCCACACG